Crotalus tigris (Tiger rattlesnake) is the source of this 6866-nucleotide messenger RNA. RefSeq names its product SREBF chaperone (gene SCAP). Gene Ontology annotation, cellular component: endoplasmic reticulum membrane; Golgi membrane. The transcript is spliced from 23 exons. NCBI's taxonomy places the organism in Eukaryota, Metazoa, Chordata, Lepidosauria, Squamata, Viperidae. The record is from RefSeq and is a predicted model, not a curated record. Gene Ontology annotation, biological process: SREBP signaling pathway. Gene Ontology annotation, molecular function: sterol binding; protein binding. Bases 369 to 4265 code for a protein of 1298 amino acids.
CCCAGCGCUAGGACCCAGAAGCGCAGUAGCGACGGCGGGGAAGGAAAGGCGGGGCCGGGCUCCGCGGCGCAUGCGCAGGGCCGGCGGAGGAAGCCGCGGGGCGUGGCCGCGCCUACGGAAGCCGGGCCGGGCCUCGAAGCGCGGGUGGCGGGGAAGCAGCAGCAGCAGCAGCGGCGGCCGGCGCGCCUUCCCUCCCUUCCUCCGGCCGCUCUCCGCUCCUCGGCCCCGCGGCUCCGGCCGAGGCUUUCAAGGCCGCUUCGCCGCGCCGGAUCCGCCCGCCGGGCCCUUGCAGGGCGUUUCGCACUCGGCACCCCGGAGGCCCGGAGCCAUGGCCGCGAGCUGACCCGGCACCCCGGACCGGGCUGAGGAUGAGCUGCACUGCGUCCCUGCGAGGGAAGAUCUCCGGGGCCUUCUACCAGCACGGCUUGCGCUGUGCCUCCUGCCCGAUUCCCAUCAUCCUCUUCACCGGACUCUGCGUCCUGGCCUGCUGCUACCCGUUGCUCAAGCUCCCGCUUCCUGGCACGGGGCCCGUGGAGUACACCACCCCGGUGAAGGACUACUCCACGCCUCCCCCCUUCCCGGCCGGCCAGCAAGGAGAGCCCAGCGAGCGCCCCGACGGGUACUCCGGAGCCCCCGUGGCCUACAUCCAACAGGUCCUGGUGAAAGCCACCGUUUCCCCGUGGCCGAAGACCUUCCUGCCCAUCGACGUCUUCCGCUCUCCGCUUGCCCGGGUCUUCCAGCUGGUGGAGGAAAUCCGCAACCACGUUUUGCAAGACGGUUCCCGGAUUCAAAGUUUGGACGACACCUGCCUUCAAGUGACCGAUCUCUUGCCCGGCUUGAAGAAACUUCGGGGUCUGCUCCCCGAACAUGGCUGCCUUCUUCUCUCCCCGGCGAAUUUUUGGCAGAACGACCAGGAGCGUUUCAGCGCCGAUCCCGAUAUCAUUAAAACUGUACACCAGCACGAGCCCAAGACCUUGCAGACGUCGGCUACGCCAAAAGAUCUCCUGUUCGGCGUGCCGGGAAAGUACAGCGGGGUGAAUCUCUACAACCGGAAGCGAGUGGUUGUCUACGCCAUCACUUUGGGUCUCCGGCAUUAUGACGCGAGGUUUCUCGCCAGCCUCCGCUCACGGCUGACGCUGCUACAUCCCAGCGCCAAUAGCAGCCUCCAGGAACAUCAGAUGAUCCACGUCCAUUUUAAGGAAGAAAUCGGCGUUGCCGAACUCAUCCCGCUGGUGACCACCUACGUCAUCCUCUUCGCUUACAUCUACUUCUCCACGCGCAAGAUCGACAUGGUGAAAUCCAAGUGGGGUCUGGCUUUGGCGGCCAUCGUGACGGUGCUCAGCUCCCUGCUCAUGUCUGUCGGGCUGUGCACGCUCUUCGGCCUCACACCGACGCUCAACGGAGGGGAGAUUUUCCCCUACUUGGUGGUUGUGAUCGGCAUCGAGAACGUGUUGGUUCUCACCAAAUCGGUGGUGUCCACGCCGGUCGACCUGGAAGUGAAGCUGCGCAUCGCGCAAGGUCUGAGUAACGAGAGUUGGUCCAUCAUGAAGAACAUGGGCACCGAGUUGGGGAUCAUUCUGAUUGGCUAUUUCACCUUCGUCCCGGCCAUCCAGGAGUUCUGCCUUUUCGCCGUGGUGGGCCUGGUCUCCGAUUUUUUCCUCCAGAUGUUCUUCUUCACCACCGUCCUGUCGAUUGACAUCCGUCGGAUGGAGCUGGCCGAUCUCAACAAACGGCCCCCCGCCGAAGCCUGCCUCCCGCCCCCCAAGCUCGGCGCCCGCGGCCUGCGGUACGAGCGCCAGCCGGCUAUGCGCCCGGCUACCAUGCAUACCAUCAACCUCCAGACCUCGUCUCUGCGUAACCUCCGUCUGCCCAAAAGGCUGAGGGUGGUCUACUUCUUCGCCCGGACUCGACUGGCCCAGAGGAUCAUCAUGACUGGGACCGUGGUCUGGAUCGGCAUCCUGGUUUACACCGACCCAGCGGGCUUCCGCCUCUACCUGGCUUCCCAGGUCACGGAGCAGAGCCCCCUGGGCGACGCCGGUCUGCCCGUGCUGCCGGUCCCUGGUGAGGUCCUUCCAACCGGGGACGCCAAGUUAUCCCUCUCGGUCUUCCCGGCGGACGCCGGGCGGCCGCCUCCGCCGCCCUUGUUGGAGAACCUGACGUCGGAGUCGGCGCGGCGGCGGGCGGCGGGGCGCCGUGCCGAGGAGCCGCUGAACGCCAGGAGCCGGGGUCACCCGGAGGUGGGCUCCACGGCGGAAGUGACCUGGGGGGCCGAGGACGAGGAGCUGUGGAGGAAGCUGUCCUUUCGGCAUUGGCCCUCGCUGUUCGGCUACUACAACAUCACCCUCGCCAAACGGUACAUCAGCAUCCUUCCGGUCAUCCCCGUCACCCUCUACCUGGAUCCCCAAGAGGCUUUGGAGGCACGUCACCCCCACGAAGCCAGCCGGUACCCCUCCCCCUCCUCCUCCUCGGGCGUCGUAAGAGCGGAGCAAGCUGACCGGCUGGCCGACGAGAAGCCCAAAGGACACACCCCCCGCGACGUCACCCUGUAUAAGGUGGCCGCCCUCGGCCUGGCGUCCGGCAUCCUUUUGGUGCUCCUCCUGUUUUGCCUCUACAAAGUCUUGUGCCCCAAGAACUACGGCCAAAACGGACUUUCUCACAGUCGGCGGCGGCGAGGGGAUCUCCCCUGCGACGACUACGGAUACUCGCCGCCCGAGACGGAGAUCAUUCCCCUGGUCCUCCGGGGCCACCUCAUGGACAUCGAAUGCCUGGCGAGCGACGGGAUGCUACUCGUCAGUUGCUGUCUGGUGGGCCAGAUCCGGGUGUGGGAUGCGCAGACGGGAGACUGCCUGACAGUCAUUCCUAAGCAAGGCCUCCGCCGGGACGACAGCGGCCGCUUCGACCUCCCCCACGACCUUUGGGAUUACGGUCCGGAUGGCCGGAGCAGCGGGCCGGAAGACCCCUGGGACGGCAGCCCCCCUUUCCGACGGGCCCGCAGCCCCCCGCCCCCUCUCCUCUUCAGCGACCAACCGGAUCUCUCCUCCCUGAUCGACACCAAUUUUUCCGAGCCAGGCCCAUCCGGAACGCCGGGAGCCCGUCUCCGGACUCUCGGCCUGCGCUCGGAGGGCUACGACUUCCGAAGCCUGGUGGGCCAGGUGCGCGAGGAGCCGCCGGGACCCCUCCCCGACGGCCCCUCCUUCUCGGCCCGCCGGAAGGGCGAGGGUCCCGAGUGCGAGAGCCGGCGACGGAGCAGCUGGGGAGACGUGCCCCUGCCGGCUCCGGAGAAGGCCGCCCCCCCUCCUCCUUUUCCGUGGGGGUCCCCCUCGGAAAGCUCCAUCUGGAGCCUGGAGCUGCAGGGGAAUUUCAUUGCGGCCGGCCGGAGCAACGGGAGGCUGGAGGUCUGGGACGCAAUUGAGGGGACCCUGCAGUGCAGCAGCGAGGACGGCCCGUCGGGGAUCACCUCGCUGGUCUUCCUGAGUGACAGGAUCGUGGCUGCCAGGCUGAACGGCUCGCUGGAUUUCUAUUCCUUGAGGACCCCCCCAUCCGUGCACCCCACUCCCUUCCAAGCCCCCCCAGGCAGGAACAGCCUCCCGUCCCCGCCGGUCUACAGCGCCAGCGACCUCCUUGCCUGUCACCUGACCCACACGGUGACCUGCGCUCACCAAAAGCCCAUCACCGCCCUGAAGGCCGCGGCCGGACGAUUGGUGACCGGCAGCCAGGACCACACGCUCCGAGUGUAUCGUCUGGAGGACUCGUGCUGCCUCUUCACCCUCCAAGGCCACUCGGGCGCCAUCACGGCCGUCUACGUCGACCAGACCAUGGUGCUGGCGAGCGGGGGCCAGGACGGCGCCAUCUGCCUCUGGGACGUGCUGACGGGCAGCCGAGUCAACCACAUCUGCGCGCACCGGGGCGACGUCACGUCCCUCACCUGCACCACCUCCUGCGUCAUCAGCAGCGGCUUGGACGACGUGAUUAGCAUCUGGGACCGGACCUCGGGGAUCAAACACUACUCCAUUCAGCAGGACAUAGGCUGUGGGGCCAGCCUAGGUGUGAUCUCAGACAAUCUGCUGGUGACCGGCGGUCAGGGCUGCGUCUCCUUCUGGGACAUUGGCUACGGCGACUUGCUACAGACCGUCUACCUGGGCAAGAGUAACGAAUCGCAGCCGGCCCGGCAGAUCCUGGUGCUGGAGAACGCAGCCAUCGUCUGCAACUUCGGCAGCGAACUCAACCUGGUUUAUGUACCGUCGGUGCUCGAGAAGCGAGACUGAAAGGGUGGGCAGAUGAAGAGGACUGGGAAGCCCCCUCCCCACCCGUCCCACCUCCUCGAGCACCUCCUGGUCACGCGGCGAUACGGGGAAGACGGUUGGCAGACUUUUCUGUCCAGUGGAGAACGGGAAGGAGGCCCAUGCCAAAUCUUCCAGGCGUGGGUCUUCUCUGGAUUUGGGGCGAGGCGGGAUAAGGCCAGGUCCGCCAUUCUGGAAAGGCUGCAAUGGGUGGACACUGGGGAACAACAUUUGGCGAGCCAUGCAAGAGUCUUUACAAUGGGUGGACACUGGGCAACAACACUUGGCGAGCCAUGCAGGAGAGUUUUUACAAUGGGUGGACACUGGGCAACAACACUUGGCGAGCCAUGCAGGAGAGUUUUUACAAUGGGUGGACACUGGGCAACAACACUUGGCGAGCCAUGCAGGAGAGUUUUUGCAAUGGGUGGACACUGGGCAACAACACUUGGCGAGCCAUGCAGGAGAGUUUUUGCAAUGGGUGCACACUGGGCAACAACAUUUGGCGAGCCAUGCAGGAGAGUUUUUGAAAUGGGUGGACACUGGGCAACAACACUUGGCGAGCCAUGCAGGAGAGUUUUUACAAUGGGUGGACACUGGGGAACAACAUUUGGCGAGCCAUGCAGGAGUCUUUACAAUGGGUGGACACUGAGGAACAACAUUUGGCGAGCCAUGCAGGAGAGUUUUUGCAAUGGGUGGACACUGGGCAACAACACUUGGCGAGCCAUGCAGGAGAGUUUUUGCAAUGGGUGCACACUGGGCAACAACAUUUGGCGAGCCAUGCAGGAGAGUUUUUGAAAUGGGUGGACACUGGGCAACAACACUUGGCGAGCCAUGCAGGAGAGUUUUUACAAUGGGUGGACACUGGGGAACAACAUUUGGCGAGCCAUGCAGGAGUCUUUACAAUGGGUGGACACUGAGGAACAACAUUUGGCGAGCCAUGCAGGAGAGUUUUUGCAAUGGGUGGACACUGGGCAACAACACUUGGCGAGCCAUGCAGGGCAGUUGCGGCAACCUUGCAGUGACGUUUCAUUUUUGGUCCGUUUGGGCAGAUUCCGAAAGGAUCUGCUUAGGAAGGCAUGGGAGGGCUCCCCUAGUGCUGUCUUAGCCGCCCCCGUUCUCUCCCGAGCUACUCUGGUGAGAUUGCAAGGAUGCAGUUGGGGGCCUUGGAAGUCUACGGAAAGAAGUUAGGAAACGAGUGACACCGAUUAAACCAUCGCAAGCCUGGGCCAGCGAGCUGUGGCCGGCAUGAAAAGUGCACAGUUACUCCCUGUCGUAUUUAUUUCUGCUGUACAUAAUUAUUUAUUCCGGCACAUAAGCUUGCAGGGCAGAGAAGCUGGCUGUCGUAAACCAAGAUCCCCAAAAGUGGGUCGCUGGCUGCUGCAAACCUAGGCUUGAGGACCAGGGAUGGGGUGCCACCGAUUCCCCUGCUGUUAUUGAGCCACGAUGGUUUUUUUCAGGAACUAGUGACAUUUUUUCGGAAACACAACAGCUCUCAGCGAGCAGAAACGGCUUAGCAUCAUUAGUCGAGUUUUCUGUUCCAAAGAUCCAGCGAGGAGGAUAACUAUGAGCUUAGUUUGCCUGCUAAGCCGAUGUUGGUGCCGUGCCGGAGGAAUCGAACCGGAAUGGCAAAAGAAGGGAUCAUGGUUGACGAGAAGACAUGAGGAAUGUUCGGGAAGAGCGAGCCAGAAUACGUGGGUUUUAUUUUUUUUCUUAAUUUAAAGCCAUUCACGUAGGAACUAGUUUAUUUAUAAUUUAGGAGAACUUGUAGGGAGGUGUGUGCCUGCUCGCUGGUGGAAGAAGGCUCGGGGGGGGGGGGGUUUGCACCCGAGACCGGAUGGGAUGGGCCAUGGUAGAGCUGGACCAUUCCACUGUUUCUCAACCAUGGCCAUUUCCAGAUGUGUGUUUCUCAUGGCUAGUUGGGGGUACCGGCAGUCCUCGAAUUACGACCGUAAGAGAGCCUGCCCACGAUGGUUGUAAAACAGGUCACCCACACAUUUACAGCAGCCCACCAUCCUGCAACCGGCUCCGACACGGGACAUUUUGUUCAGCGGUGGGGAAACAAACACCGCAAUAACCACGCAAACCCGUUGCUCGCUAUGGCACAAUGACGCCGAAAACUGGACAUGCUUUGGGGCAAACGGUUGUAAAUCACAGCAGGAUGGUUCAUGGGAGGCUGCAAAUAGGGUCGGGUGAUCACGUAACCGUGAUGGGGAUGGUGGCCGUCAGAACUUCAGAUCCAAUCCCCUUAUUUGGGGUUGUCAGUCGUUAACUCCGAACGGGCGCUAAGAGACGGGGCCGUAAAUCCAGGACUGCCUGUAUUUUGAAGGUUGAAAUCCGUGCAACGUUCAAGCGGCAACGGGCGAGGAAGACCGCAGCGCUGUGCAAAGCAGGCCAGACGCAACCCUUCUUCCCUGCCCUGCCACCCCUCUCCCCCCCUCCCCGGAUUGGGGUCCGGUGCCCAUACGAUGCCUCCAGUGGCCUUAGCUCUGCUGUACCCUUUCGAUUGUACGGUAGAUGCUGCUUUUAUACCCGAUUGUGUUUUGUAACGUGGACAGGCACAAAACAGAUUAAAGAGAACUAACUUCA